Molecule: messenger RNA, 387 nt
Organism: Fonsecaea erecta
Lineage: Eukaryota; Fungi; Ascomycota; Eurotiomycetes; Chaetothyriales; Herpotrichiellaceae
Exons: 2
Coding region: 1-387 (128 amino acids)
Source: RefSeq, a predicted model, not a curated record
AUGGAGAAGGGGGAGGGAGAAGCAGUCGCCGGCAAGCACAACGACGGCAGCCACCUUGGGAGAACACAACCCACUGGCGUCGCCCCGGGCUGGGCGGCUGCGGUGGAGGCUAGGGAUUGGGAUGGGAGCGACGAUUUGGCUUUGUCGUCGAACACGGUGCCUAUCUUUACAGCAUCCGGUCUGUUUGCAAGUGUGCAAGGACAACCUGCCGUGAGCUCACGGGCCAUGACAACUACCACGGAUGCCUCAGGACAGCAGCACGGAGCAGAGCCUCCCCCAAUAUCUCUGCAGGAAGUCUUUCAUAGUCUGGCACAGGAUCUGGACAUGGAUGGCCCUGUGCAAACAUCAGAUCACAGCGAAAAUGGCGGCCGCGUCAACCGCGGCUAA